AUGAAAUCAGUUCCACUUUUACAGGUCUAUGCUGUGGUGGCAUUGAUAUUGACAAUGAUGAUGAACGAUAGUCAAGGGGAUGAUCAUCUUUUCGAUAACAUCAAAUUCAAGCUCGACGAUGCAACAAUCGAUCCAGAGAAGAGAUCAUUCUGGGUUCUUCUGUCUUCUUUGGUGCUUUUUGUAGCAUGGAUUAUAUUCUUGACCUAUUAUCUAUCCAGAAUAAUUGGCCCAAUAGUAUCCUUCAUUUUAAACAGGUACGAUCUGGUUGUUUCGUUGAGGGACAGAGUCGCAUAUGCUUUGAAAUGUCCUUUUCCUUGAUU
Strongylus vulgaris is the source of this 320-nucleotide messenger RNA. The record is from the annotation of a GenBank genome assembly. NCBI's taxonomy places the organism in Eukaryota, Metazoa, Nematoda, Chromadorea, Rhabditida, Strongylidae.